AUGCCGUUAGAGAAAGCGGAAAACUCAGUAGAUUUAUUAGAAACGGAUGUUAUUGUUGUAUCAAAGAAAGGUUGCAGAAAUCAUUGGGACGAACGAUACCAUUACAUAAUCAACAGCCAAAUGAUUUGUACAAAAGACGCCUCAGAUUAUAUGGAAAGUGAAGCAUGUCUGGAACAUGGUGCUAAUUGCAAGCCAUUAGAUGAUUCAGACAGUGAAUACUUCGAAAUGACGCCUGUAGUACCUAAAAGGAGAAUGAUUAUAGAUCCCAAGAAUCUUAUUGUUCAUACAGCCGCUCAUCAUCGCUCCACAAGAAGAUUUGAGAUGUCAGUUGGUGGAUUUUGUGAGAAUGACCACGGUGGCCCUCUUGUAAUUGGUCGUGGCAAGAACGCUAUGAUCAUAGGAAUCAUGUCAGCAUGCCAAACCAAAACUAUAAUGCAAAAGUGUUUCGGUCCAUUUUUGUACACCAGCGUAUUUAAAUAUCGAGAAAUAAUUUAUUUCUGCAGUACUCCGGAACUUGGUUGGAGAUGCAAAAAGCUGAUUAGAUCCUCAAAUUCUAUGUAUCAAGAAACGUCUUACGAUUGGAACAAUCAGUCUGACGGGACACAAAGAAUGGACAGUUCAGGAAAAUUUGUCUUAAGAAGUUACGCUCAAACACCAUUGCAUCCCAUAGUAUCACCUCUAGUAACAGAGGACAGUUUUAAAAGUAAUGUCUCAGCAACUAUUGAAGUCACUACUCAAGAAUUAUUAAAGUCGCAAACAGAAGUACAACAUAAAAACGUCCAAAAAUUUUCGACUUCUGAAAAAUCUGAACCAAAUACACUGUCAAGUGUGAUAAAUACCUCAACUCAGCCAUCAACAUUAAAAUUUUUACUGCCACAAAUACUGGGUGACUCGGUACCUAAAAAUUCAUCACGUUUAACUCAGAUGCGUAAAUCACUAAAUCAUAAAAAAAAUGCGAAGUCAGCUAACAUUUCUCACGUUGUAUCUAAAAGUGUAACUUCAAAAAAAAAUGCAGGUUUGUACAUGAGGGUCCAAGACUGGCAGCAAAAUUAUUUGAACUACCUUAACAACAUGUGA
This is a messenger RNA of Arctia plantaginis, 1077 nucleotides long. NCBI's taxonomy places the organism in Eukaryota, Metazoa, Arthropoda, Insecta, Lepidoptera, Erebidae. The record is from the annotation of a GenBank genome assembly.